CUGCACGAUAUUGAAAGUCGAGCAGGAAUCAGAGGAACCAAAGGGUCAGUGAAUCAUCACCUCAAGUCAGCCUCACCCAUUUUUACCUUUCGUCUCUCCUUAUACCCUCGCAAAAUACCGCAUACUAUGACUUCACAGCCCCUACCUUACCGCAACUUCCAUGAGCGCGAAUAUUUUGGGGAGGAAGAGCCCGGCCGGAUCCCCAUGACUCUGAUUGAUAGUGACGGCACUGUCCUCUACGAAACCGAAUAUGGGUCUCUCUUAAGAACAAUCAUUCGUCGGAAUGACGAUACUCUCCUACGUCAAUAUGUGGAAAAGUAUCCUCUCCUUCUGAGUCCUAUAGAUGGACCACCGGAAGGGGGAGAUGUGUUUUGGAUUGCUGCCCACAGCGGGAGUGCCGAUGCCCUUCGGAUUCUCCUGGAGCAUUACCCUUCUUGUUUUACGCAGGUACCAUCUCCUCACGACCGGGGCUUCUUGCUGCUCAACGUCGCAUCCUACUCUGCCUGCCCCAAUGUCGUACGGUUCCUCCUCGACAACCAACCGUCAUAUGCGGACAUUCACGCAAGAGACGGCGCUGAUUACACCGCACUAACCGCGGCCGCAUCUCUGUGUGGCGACGGGAGGCUUCAGUUUACAGCUUGGGAGCGAGAACGCCUCGAUAGGAGUGGCGAGGUGAUGCAUCUGCUGCUUGACAGAGGUGCAUGUCCUCGCGAUGUCGUCUCUACUCGCUGGUUCCUGUGCGAACCCAAAUCGGAAGAGCCAUGCGAGACUGUACUCACCUUGACCAUUCGCUGGGCUCGUCCUGAGCUAAUCAAAAGACUCAUCGAGGGAGGAGCCGACAUUCAUUUGAAGACAACACCAAAGCAUAGUGUUGACAUGUAUCCCAAUCCAGAGGACGAAGUUGAGGGUGUCACGGCAGUUUUUGUCGGUAGCCUUUAUGCUAAUUCCAAUGGGAUCAAAGUCCUCUUUGAUCAACGAAGCAGCGACGUUGACGCUGCAGAUAUGGUAUCCCAACCCGACAGUUCGGGACGCCUGCCUCUACACUGGGCCGCAACAAACCCCAUGUUUGAAGUUACCAUCGUCACGGAUCAUGUUCAGCGAAUCGUUGAAACUAUUGAGCUCCUCCUGGUGACGAAUCCUAAAGUGAUUAACGUCCAAGACAAUGAAGGGAACACGCCUUUGCAUUACGCCGCCGAGAAGUAUGGCGAUCAGGGUCAGGAGUUCACAAAGAUCUUGAAAGCUCUAUGUGACAAAGGCGCAGAUGCAAGUUUGCGAAACAACCGGGGAGAAACACCGCUGCAUAGCCUAUGUUCUCGACCUCACAACCGGAAGCCCCUUGAUGCAGCUGCUAUAGCCUUGAUGUUGGAGCAUGGUGCAAGAACGACUGAUACCGGUAAAGCUGGAAACACCGCUUUGCAUUAUGCGGCAAUGCAUUUGCACAAUCUUGAGGCCGUAGAGUUUCUUCUGGGCCAUGGGAAUGCAGCUGAUUAUUGGCUGAAGAAUGAAAAAGGAAACACACCUCUCCACGAAGCUGGGAAAGGAAGAAUCAUACUACCAGGGUAUGAGAUUAGAGCAGACGAGAUGAAUAGGGCACAGGAUCGAAUGAUGCAGAUUCUAGAGAAGACUGGAAGUGUUGAGGCUAUGGAUCUGCCCAAUUUCAAAGGGGAAACACCUCGAAAAAUCCGCGAGAACAAUAGGAAUCAUUUGAUUAAGCUAGAAGAGGAAAUGGUGGCAAGAAGAAAUGGCACUUUUGGUAGAGGCAGGGGCUGGGGGACGGGUAGGGGCUUUGGCAGAGGUAGACCGGAGUAGAAGGCGAACAUUCCAAUGGUUAGAUUAGUCAGUUUAUCUUGGACACCGAAUAUUUAGGGGACUAGCCUUUAUUUCAUUCCACAAGCAAGGGCAUCAGAGGCAAGCGACGGAGGCCGGAAACCUGAUCAAGUAAUCGUGGCCCCGGAAAAGCAUGUCAAGCGUCGCAGCGCAAGGUAGUUGGAUGAUUCUGCGUC
Molecule: messenger RNA, 2003 nt
Organism: Ilyonectria robusta
Lineage: Eukaryota; Fungi; Ascomycota; Sordariomycetes; Hypocreales; Nectriaceae
Product: ankyrin repeat-containing domain protein
Exons: 1
Coding region: 127-1809 (560 amino acids)
Cellular component (GO): nucleus; cytoplasm
Molecular function (GO): protein binding
Source: RefSeq, a predicted model, not a curated record